Molecule: messenger RNA, 714 nt
Organism: Psylliodes chrysocephalus
Lineage: Eukaryota; Metazoa; Arthropoda; Insecta; Coleoptera; Chrysomelidae
Source: the annotation of a GenBank genome assembly
AUGAAUUUAUUCGUUAUAUAUGAUCGUCUAAAUACUUUUGGUUGGAUUUCAAUCAUCCAGCUAAGUGAACAUCUUGCACCACUUCCUAAUGGAAAAACAGCACAAACUUUGUACUCAGAUUCCUGGAUACACGUUAUUAUAAGGCAUAAGGAAAAUUUCAUUCUUGAGUUAUUGUUCAAGACAGCAAAAGAUGAGAUAUUUUCAUCAGCAGAAAUAUGGUUCAGUCUAGACGGCGAACGAUACCAAUCGGCAGGAGUGCGAGCUAUUAUUCCUGCUGACCGCAUGCGAGAAUCUGCUCGAAACGUUACAAUUAAACUUCGAGGACGACCGGCAAGGUUCAUCAGGAUCCGAUUGUCCUUCGCCGACAAAUGGAUGUUGAUUAGCGAGAUUGCAUUCGAUUCACUUGCACUCACCAACAACCUCACCGAAGAUGAUCUCCAAAGGUACUACCUGAUACCCGAUACUGCAGCUACGACAACAGCUCCGGGAGUUCCCAGUGGAGAAACCACCCAUGCUAGAAAAGAAGUCACUCCUGCUACCAGUCCUACAUCUAGCACCCAAGCGUAUAUAGGGCUUAUCACUGGCGCUUUGGCCAUGGUGAUACUGCUGCUGGCUUGCACUGUGUUUCUGAUGAUCAGACGUGGAAGAAAGAAGGUAAAUGUUAAAUGUAUUUUACGAGCGAUGUAUGAUAGGAGGAUAUCAACUUUAAUUUAA